Plutella xylostella (diamondback moth) is the source of this 2347-nucleotide messenger RNA. RefSeq names its product small VCP interacting protein (gene Svip). The record is from RefSeq and is a predicted model, not a curated record. Lineage: Eukaryota; Metazoa; Arthropoda; Insecta; Lepidoptera; Plutellidae. Gene Ontology annotation, biological process: negative regulation of VCP-NPL4-UFD1 AAA ATPase complex assembly; negative regulation of ERAD pathway; negative regulation of retrograde protein transport, ER to cytosol. Gene Ontology annotation, cellular component: endoplasmic reticulum membrane.
UUAUUGAUCGCCCGGGUCAGGGCAAAGUUUGAGCAGUAGUUUUCCACCUGGCUUUCGUUAUUUAGUGCAACGGUUCAUCAAAGUAGUGAACUAUUUAUCAACAAAUAUAUUGGUUUUGCAUUUGAAUAAAGUGUCGAUUUGAUCAAAUAAACGUGCAAAAUGGCUAAUAUUCAAGCAAUAUGGAAGAGAAUGGAGACCAGACGUCGCCAGCAGACGGAGGCGGCGGAGAAGCGGCGCGCGCAGGAGAGCGCGCGCGGGGUGAAGGACCCGGAGCGGGUGCGGCGCGCGCAGCAACGGCAGGAGGAGAUGGAGAAGAGGGAGCAAGAGCUGGCCCAGCAGGGGGGCGCUAACUUGAAGUGGACAUCUGGCUGAGAUACGGCCAACACGUCCAGUGAACAAUCCAAUGAAAAACCGCCAUAAAAAUGGAUAACCGAUUAAAUCAGUCAUGAAAAGUUUUGGUAAAUAUUUGUGCUAUUCUUAUAUGUCUAUUUUUGAUGUAAUAACUAUCCUACAUCUUGGUAACUUCGUGACAUAUUUGUCGGUAAGUAGAAUGUACUCUAUAUUUAUAAAGGAUUGUACCUUGCAUGUAUACUGUUGCAAAUUAUUUUCAUCUUAUGCCUCCCUGAAUAAUUUUUAGGAGGGAUGGUUUGGUGUGAUAGUUGUAGUCUCCUAACGUUAUAAACACUGGAGAAAAGUAAAAAAGUAUAUUUUUAAAUAUCUUUAUAAUUAUGCAAAGAACAGCUUUUCAUUUCUCACAAUCAUUUAUUUACUAAAUAUGUUAAAGUUAAAUUUGCUCAAUAAUUUCCAUCCACAAAUCAACACUGCUUUGUAAAUAACAUUACUAAUUCUAUUCUGCCAAUAUGGUUACACAUUUAUUAAAAUUGUUAUAAUGUUUGUAUUAUUGUUAGUAAGUAUUGUUACUUUUAAGUGUUAUUAUUAUACUUAAUUAAGUUUAUUACUGAUUUGAUUGAUGAUAAUGAAUUUUGGUUGUUUCAUUAUAACUCAAUAAGGAAUGUUUAAUUAUUGUAUUGAUUAAUCAUAAGUAUUUAUUUUAUUAUAAGAUAUAUUGCUGUGCUAUAUUUAAAGAUGCCAGUUGCUUGCAAGCCAUGUUAGUCAAACAUUCCUAGUUACUAUCCAAAUUAUUAUUUUCUAAAAUUAUUUAUAACACCUGUCUAUCUGUGUUUGAAAUUUUGCGAUUUGAAUAUAUUAAAUAAAAUAAUUUACAUGGUAUAUUCAGAAAUGACUUAUCGAAUUUAUUGAAAAAUCUAUGGGGCCUAUACUUAUUCCAAAACAUAGCCUUCAGAGUUUAACUCUUAAAAACUAACUUGAUCUAUUCUAUACCAGAUAAAUUUAGUUUCUUAAAUAAUUUCAGAGACAUUAACUCUUAUAAAUGUUCUACAUAAUACUCAUAGGUGCUACUAUCUUGAAAUUGAAGUGGUACAAUAUGUUCAGAUAUUUUACCAAUUCCUAUAGCAGUACACGAUUAUUCACUGACCAUGAACUUAAAUUAUAAUUUUGUUGUACCUUUCCUCUACAACUUGAAGUCUAUAGUGCAACCGUUCUUGCAUCAACAUGUAACUUUGUGGUUUCAUACAAAUAGAGAAAGUUUGCUUCAUAUAAGAUAAAAAACACAAUUAUAAAUUAUAACACAGUUUUCUAUUAAUGCUCCAUCACAAUAAAAUAAUGUCUAUAUUAUGGAAAUUAUAAAUGUCUAGUUAAUGUUUUGGUGUCAUAUAAUAUUAGCUAUACAAGAAUAUUUGUCUAACUAUUUAUAUAGAUGUGUAAUUAUAUAAAUAAAUGUUGUCCAACUAAAUAAGGCUGUUAUGUAGAUAAGUCAUCCUGUGAAAAUCCUUGAAAAAAUUGGCAUGCCUAUCCUAUGAUUCUUGUGAAGUAAAGUAAGUAAAUGUAAUAACUUCUUAUUUUGAUAACAACAACAAAAAUAAUGCUUUUACUAAAAUACGGCAGACUUUUUUAAUCAUUUAUCUGCAGGCAGACAGGUCAAUGAAAUUGAUAUCCUAAAUAACAACAACAACAGGAACGUGAAGUGUGCUAAAACAAAUUUCUAGACUCGGUCACUUCUAUUCGACCGUAACGGUGCAUACAGUCACACUUAGUCAUUGUAAACAAUAUUUCUAUUAAGAAAUUGUUGCAAAUUGAAAAGUGAAAUUAAAGUUAAUUAGGUACAGUUACGCAUCACCUUAAACUUAUCAUGAUUCAUGACCAUUUUCAAUAUUGAUUUCAAUCAGACCCCGUGUCUGCAUAACAGCCUGAGUAUUUUUUGUAAGAAUCUUUUAUAUCUAAAUGUUAUUAAUUUAUACUGUGAAUAAAUGAUGUCAUGCACUAUGAA